ACUUGAUGCAAGAGGAUCUUCCUAAGAAACGUCAACAAAAGCCCAGAAAAAGACGGAAAUUAAAGCAAGAAGUGAAAAUUGCUUCAGAUGAGCAAACUUCCGAGCUUUUGCCAGUUGUUCCUCCCAAAAAAUUUCCUUCAAAACAUGGCAGAAAAGAAGAUUCAGCGGAAUCCAGCACUUCUUGGAAACCAGAGUCUUCGACGCCACCUGUCGCAUCCUCAGGAAAAAGCAGCGAAGAGCCUACCAGUGAUGGCUCUAACACUGAACUCCUUCCUCCAAUUGAAGAUCUCUUAGAUAAGAAGAAAGCGGAGAGCGCAGCAGCCGAGGCAGAAACACAGAUGCAGUUGUCUCGUGUGAGGCAGCGGAUAGCAGAUCUUCUUGAUGACGCAUUUGCGAUGGCAGGGGGCAGAAAAAUCACAGGCAGCAUGCGGAACAAGAGAGUGGAUCCAGCAACCAAUGUAUUCCCUCAAUUUGGUAACUUGAGAUCCAAAUCUGCAGCUGAAGCAGAUUACUUAGAAAAAUAUGAAAACGACUCCAUCGAAACGCGUCCACAGUCAGAAGGAGGUCAAAGGAUUUUCGGCGCUUUGACAGAGGAAGGACAACUAAUCACUCGCCCACUUCCAAAGCUUGUAUGGGAAGAAGGCGAACUCCCUCCGAUGUCUGUGGACAGACCACUGGGUGAAAUAACAGAAGCUCAUAAUCAUCAGUGCAUCCAUUUCUUUUCAUUUCAUCACCCUCAUCAAAGAUCACAAUUGGUCAGCCCGCCCCAAGCACGAGAUGCCACGUCCCCAAGAGAACUCAUUCCAGAAGUUCCAGCCCCUUUUUACCUGAACCAAUCUGAUCCAGAACUACACCUGGCUCUCAGUCCUGGGAUUCAUCCCGCUGCAAUAGACCAAUAUGAUGAAAUUGAUGUGGUUGGAAGUUUACGAGAUGGUGGAGAAAAUGUAGCUGUUCUUCUUAGAGCUAUCAAAGAGGAACUUCAAAGAUUUGGUUCCUUGCCAGGAGAAAGUCAUGCUUAGAAAGAAAAAAUAUUUUAAGGACAAUGGUGGUGACUUGGGGGAGGAGUGGGAAGGCGUGUGACCACCCCUCCACUUUUUGCAUGGUCAAAGAUUACUAAAACGCUUUUAAGAUUUUAGUUUUAAUGCAUUUUUGAGGCAUGCCGCCACAAGUAAAAAAUUGCACUUUUAAGAUUUCAAUUUUCGAAAAGUUCCAAGGGUAGACUGAAUUUUCCUCUAAAGUUACUAAAGGAAGCUUACAUUUGAGUUGUUAGAACUUCACAAGCUCAAAAAAAAAAAAAAAAAAAAGUACAGGGGAGAGUCUUUGAAUCUCUCUUUUUUUAGCAAUCCUAAGACAGCCUGGAAUGACAUUUUAAAAUCUUCAACUUGACAAAAUUUUUGAAGGAGAUUAAUCGAACCCUUUGCUCUAAAUUUGUUAAGCUGGCUUAAAUUUGUGUUUUUAAGAUUCUAGUUUAGCAAUUUUUCCUGGGGAAAGUCCCCCUUACCUUUAUAUUGCCAUAGAUAGUCUAAAAGUUUCUACAACUUCAGCUUUAAAGAAUUUAUAAAAACAAGAGAACUUGAACCUCCUCCCUCUUUCUCCAAUAUAGAGAAAACUAUCCUAAAAGUGUGUUCUUAAAACUACAAUACCAAAUCAUUCAUGGGAGAGGCCCUAUAUCACCCAAAGGUAGCAUAAAAGUCUUCAGCUUCCGAUACUUUCUGUC
Messenger RNA from Uloborus diversus, 1717 nucleotides. RefSeq lists its product as uncharacterized. The transcript is spliced from 7 exons. NCBI's taxonomy places the organism in Eukaryota, Metazoa, Arthropoda, Arachnida, Araneae, Uloboridae. The record is from RefSeq and is a predicted model, not a curated record. Bases 6 to 1019 code for a protein of 337 amino acids.